This is a messenger RNA of Achroia grisella, 1283 nucleotides long. Its product is annotated as XK-related protein 6. Gene Ontology annotation, biological process: apoptotic process involved in development; engulfment of apoptotic cell; phosphatidylserine exposure on apoptotic cell surface. The transcript is spliced from 5 exons. The record is from RefSeq and is a predicted model, not a curated record. Lineage: Eukaryota; Metazoa; Arthropoda; Insecta; Lepidoptera; Pyralidae. Gene Ontology annotation, cellular component: plasma membrane. Bases 36 to 1232 code for a protein of 398 amino acids.
CUUUCAUAUAAACAGUGCAUUAUUUAUCUUUAAACAUGACAAAAGCAGUGCGUGAACUUUUACAAAAUGGUAUAUCAUACGACGAAACGGAUCGAAUGCCCAGUAAUAUUUCGAUUACUAAUUUGGAUCUAGUAAUGUACGUUGUGGCUAUAAUAGGCCACUUCGUAGACCUCGGUUUCGACAUAAAUGUAGCUGUACGGUACUAUUUGGCGGGAAAAAUAGUUGCAUUUGGUUGGACUUUAGCUUUCAUACUUCUGCCUGCGUUUGUGAACACUGCAAUUUCAAUCAGAAUGUAUUCACAAGACAAACAGCAGAACUCUGUCAGCAACGAAUUCACGAAGCGUAAAUGGCUCAGAGUGGUCAUACUGGUGCUACAGAUGGCUCCCAUACUGAGAUUCACUGAUGCCCUUAUAUACGCAGUCAAGUCACGCCGGGCAGAGCACAACAACGAUCCAGCUUCCCAACGGUUGUACUACAGUCUGAUGCUGAAGGAGGACUCGGAUGCUGCACUUAUGCGCAUCUUCGAAUGCUUCCUGGAGGCGGCGCCGCAGCUGGUGCUGCAGAUCAGUAUACUGUUCCAAGGUCAUAGGGAGUUUACUGUACAUCAGAUCCUCUCCAUCACCUCAUCCCUGAUCACCAUGGGCUGGUGUUUGGCCGCGUACCAGCGCGCGGUCAGGUUCGCCCAGCAAGACAAGCUGAAUGUCAACUGGUUGGCCACCGGCAUGCAGACGCUGUGGCACUAUUUGCUCACUUUAAGCCGCGUACUGUCAAUAGCAGUGAUUGCCUUCCUCUACCCGUACUGGACGAUCCUGGCGUGCUCCCUUCACAUCCUCACAAUGACGUCAUGGAUACAAUUCUACGAGCGGCCAGUAUUCUGCGCACAGAGCAGACUAACCGAGAUAGCGUUCUCUUUCGCACUCGGAGCAGUAUACCUCUUCACCUACAUCCUAUCCGUCGAAGGUAGGACCCGAUACAGAUACGCAAUUUAUUACACAAUCUGUCUGACACAAAAUAUUGUCUGUGGUCUCGUAUGGUUUUUGUUCGUACCCGAAGAAAUGAAGGCAGCGGCGUACUAUUAUACAGUUUUAAUAUUAUGCAUACUGCCAUAUGUAUUCGGUAUAUUUGUAAUGAUAUUGUAUUAUUCAUUCUUCCAUCCAACUCUUAGGAAAGGAGCUAAGAAUAUAACUGUAUCAGUUAAAGUUAACGAUCAAGUUUUGGACACAGUUAGUUGAUGGUAAUUUGGUUUUAUUUUAACCAAUAUUUUAUGUAUUUUAGUAUCGUAA